AUGGCCUCUUCAAAUCGGCCGUGCGGCCUCAUUGGCCAAACUGGCAUCGAACUCUUAACAUGCAAUACCCCAAACGGUGUCAAAAUAUCCAUCCUGCUCGAAGAACUCAAAGAAGCAUAUGGCUUGGACUACGUUUACCAGAAUAUUGACAUCAUGGAGAACAUUCAAAAGGAGCCUUGGUUUACCAGACACUCUCCAAACGGUCGCAUCCCAGCAAUCAUAGAUCACGAUAGGGAGCAAUUUUCCGUUUUUGAGACGGCCGCAAUCCUCAUGUAUCUGAUACGACACUACGACCCAGACCAGAAGUUCAGCUUCAGUGAUGUCAAUGACAUUUCGCGUACAGAACAGUGGGUUGCUUGGCAACAUGGUGGCAUCGGGCCCAUGCAAGGACAAGCAAAUCACUUUUACCGAAUUAUUAAAGACAGGAUACCUUAUCCCACUCAAAGAUACGUCGGAGAGACGGAGCGCCUUUACGGAGUUCUCGAUACGCAACUGAAGGGCCGUGAUUAUCUCGUAGGUCCCGAUCGCGGCAGAUAUUCUAUUGCCGACAUUGCAUCUUUUGGAUGGGUGAACACUUCAUAUUUUUCCGGCAUCACUCUCUCAAAAUUUCCAAAUGUUGAACGAUGGUGGAGGAAAAUUAGAGACAGGCCGGCCGUACAGAUCGGCAUUCGUAUUCCAGAGCCAAGUCAAGUCCAGAAUGGGAGAAUUCAGGAGAGGUUGGAAGAAGAACCAGCGUUCAAAGCAGAGGAUGACGACAGAAGAAUGGCGGGAGAUAGGGCCAAGAAGCAGUUCAACUACAAGUUUGCUUCUCCAUGA
Molecule: messenger RNA, 816 nt
Organism: Metarhizium robertsii ARSEF 23
Lineage: Eukaryota; Fungi; Ascomycota; Sordariomycetes; Hypocreales; Clavicipitaceae
Product: Glutathione S-transferase/chloride channel
Exons: 3
Coding region: 1-816 (271 amino acids)
Source: RefSeq, a predicted model, not a curated record